UGCUUGUUCCUCGGUCAUUUGCCGCGGUCUUCUCCUCGUCACCAAAUUCCCGGCGCGCCCAAAUACUGUGAUUGCGACAAUACGAUCGACCCGCGCUUCGCGGUCCUUGCCGGUCGCCGUCCGUUUCGAUCCGCCUCGCAUCGCGAUUUUCUUUUCAGCGGUCUUGCCUUUUUCCUUCCACAAAAAUGGCGAAUCUUAUUUUUGCGCACUCCAGUGCGCCGAUCCGCACGAUCAAGGAGAUCCAGUUUGGGCUCCUGUCCCCGGAGGAAAUCAAGGGUAUGAGCGUGUGCCAUGUCCUCUAUCCUGAGACGAUGGAUGAGACACGCACAAAGCCUCGCGAUGGCGGUCUCAAUGAUCCUCUGCUCGGCUCGGUCGACAGACAGUUCAAGUGCAAGACUUGCACCGAGAACAUGUCGGAGUGCCCUGGCCAUUUUGGUCACAUCGAGCUUGCCCGACCGGUCUAUCAUCCUGGUUUCAUCAGGCGCACAAAGAAGUUGCUCGAAAUCGUCUGCCACAACUGCAGCAGGGUGCUAGCGGAUAGAUCCGACCCGCAAUAUGCCGCCGCCAUGCGCAUCAGGGACCCCAAGGUCCGGUUCAAGCGGGUUUGGGACAUCUGUAAGAGCAAGAGGCGCUGUGACAACGACCCUCCCAAGAAUGCCGAAGAUGGUGACUCCGCGGGAGGGCUUCUCGGCGGGCAUGGAGGAUGCGGCAAUAUUCAACCUGUCAUUCGACAGCAGGCCCUCACUCUUUGGGGUCACUUCGAAACCAAGGAUGAGGAAGGCGCCAAGAACAAGGAGAAGAAGAUCAUCACGCCGGAGAUGGCCCUCAACAUCUUCCGCCGCAUGAGCGACCAGGAGAUGGUGGACAUCGGCCUCAACAUCUCGCAAGCCCGACCCGAGUGGAUGAUCAUCACCGUCCUGCCUGUUCCCCCACCGCCUGUUCGUCCGAGCAUUUCCAUGGAUGGAACCGGAACGGGCUUGCGAAACGAGGACGACUUGACAUAUAAGCUCGGUGAUAUCAUUCGCGCCAACGGCAACGUCCGACAGGCCAUCGCAGAGGGGUCGCCUCAGCAUAUCAUCACCGAUUUUGAAAACCUACUCCAGUAUCAUGUCGCUACCUACAUGGAUAACGACAUUGCUGGUCAGCCACAGGCAUUGCAGAAGAGCGGACGCCCCGUCAAGGCCAUCCGAGCCCGCCUCAAGGGGAAGGAGGGGCGGCUGCGAGGCAACUUGAUGGGAAAGCGCGUCGACUUCUCGGCUCGUACUGUCAUUACCGGCGAUGCGAAUAUCUCCUUGGAUGAGGUCGGCGUACCGCGCAGCAUCGCCCGCACGUUGACAUACCCCGAGACCGUGACGCCGUACAACAUCGCCAAGCUUACUCAGUUCGUCCAGAACGGCCCGAAUGAGCACCCGGGAGCAAGAUUCAUCAUCCGAUCUGAUGGCACUCGGAUUGACCUCCGCCACCAUCGGCGUGCGACCGGCAUUCAGCUCGAGUACGGUUGGAAAGUGGAGCGCCACCUGAUUGAUGGAGACUACAUCAUCUUCAACCGUCAACCGUCUCUCCACAAGGAGUCCAUGAUGGGUCACAGGGUGCGGGUCAUGCCUUACUCGACCUUCCGGCUCAACCUGUCCGUCACUUCGCCUUACAACGCUGAUUUCGACGGUGACGAGAUGAACUUGCACGUCCCCCAGACCGAGGAGACGCGUGCCGAGGUCAAAGAGCUUUGCAUGGUUCCCCUGAACAUUGUCUCGCCGCAGAGGAACGGUCCUCUCAUGGGCAUCGUCCAGGACACCUUAGCUGGCGUGUACAAGCUCUGCCGGCGCGACGUGUUCCUUACCAAAGAGCAGGUGAUGAACAUCAUGCUCUGGGUCCCUGAUUGGGAUGGCAUUAUUCCGCUCCCAGCGAUCUUCAAGCCUCGGCCCCGAUGGACCGGCAAGCAGAUCAUUAGCAUGAUCAUCCCAAAGAUCAUCAACAUCCACAUGAACUCGGACCAGCCUGACAAAGACCAUCCAUUUAAGGAUGAUGGUCUUCUCAUUCAGCAAGGAGAGCUCAUGUUUGGCCUGCUGUCAAAAAAGAGCGUAGGCGCCACGGGAGGCGGAAUUGUUCACCUGUGCUACAACGAGCUCGGACCCCAAGGGGCCAUGGACUUCCUCAAUGGCUGCCAGCGGGUGGUCAACUACUGGUUGCUGCACAAUGGACACAGCAUCGGCAUCGGUGACACAAUUCCUGAUGCCAAGACUAUCGAGCUGGUCCAGAAGCAUAUCGACGACGAGAAGGAGGAGGUCCGCCGGCUGACCCAGCAAGCCACCAACAAUGAGCUUGAGCCGCUCCCCGGCAUGAACAUUCGAGAGACUUUUGAAAACAAGGUCUCCACGGCCCUCAACAAGGCCCGCGAUAAAGCUGGUACCACCACCGAGAAGAGCCUGAAGGACCUCAACAAUGCGGUGACAAUGGCUCGUUCGGGUUCCAAGGGCUCUGCAAUCAACAUCUCGCAGAUGACUGCCCUCGUCGGCCAGCAGAUCGUGGAGGGCAAGCGUAUCCCGUUCGGAUUCAAGUACCGUACACUCCCUCAUUUCACCAAAGACGACUAUUCUCCCGAGGCUCGUGGCUUCGUUGAGAACUCGUAUCUCCGUGGCUUGACUCCUUCUGAGUUCUUCUUCCACGCCAUGGCUGGCAGAGAAGGAUUGAUCGAUACCGCUGUUAAGACAGCCGAGACGGGCUACAUCCAGCGCCGGCUUGUCAAGGCGCUCGAGGAUGCAGAAGCGCACUAUGACGGCACGGUCCGGAACUCGCUUGGUGACAUCAUUCAGUUCAUCUACGGUGAAGACGGUCUGGAUGGUGUCGCCAUCGAGAAGCAGCGAGUGGAUCACAUGAAUCUGUCGAACAAGCUCUUCGACAAGCGUUUCCGCCUGGAUGUCAUGGACGAAGAGAGCUCCGCUGCUGCUCUAGAUGCUCUGGAAUUCGGGAGGGAGAUGGCUAGCGACCCGAUGGUGCAGCAGCUUCUGGACCAAGAGUACGAGCAGCUGCUGGCUGAUCGCAAGCUUUUGCGGGAGAUCAACCGCCGCAAACGGGGUGAAGACAACAUGCAGCUCCCGCUCAACGUGGCUCGCAUCAUCGAGACGGCGAAGAAGCUCUUCAAGGUUGAUGACUCUCACCGCAGCGAUCUUACGCCCAAGGACGUUAUCCCCGCCGUCCGAGCCUUGCUUGACCGGCUGGUUGUUGUCCGCGGCACCGAUGCGAUCUCGAAGGAGGCCGAUUACAAUGCGACACUCUUGUUCAAGAUUCAACUGCGGUCCCGCCUGGCUUUCAAGCGGCUCGCAGUCGAGCAGAGGAUCAACAAGCUAGCCUUUGAACACAUCCUGGGCGAGUUGGAGAACCGGUGGUCGCGCUCGAUGGUCGCCCCUGGCGAGAUGGUUGGCGUGCUGGCUGCUCAGUCCAUCGGAGAACCGGCGACGCAAAUGACCCUCAACACAUUCCACUUCGCUGGUGUCUCGUCCAAGAACGUCACCCUGGGUGUCCCACGUCUCAAGGAGAUCCUCAACGUCGCCAAGGACAUCAAGACUCCCUCCAUGGUUGUCUACCUGGACUCGGAGAACGCGACACAGGAGGAUGCCAAGAGGCUUCGUAACGCCGUUGAACAUACCAGCCUUCGUUCCGUCACGGCCGUAACGGAGAUCUACUAUGAUCCGGACAUCACAUCCACAAACAUCCCCGAGGAUUUCGAUAUGGUUGAAUCCUACUUCCUGAUCCCGGACUCGUCGGACCAGGAUUCGAUCGAAAACCAAUCGCGUUGGAUUCUGAGGCUCACUCUUGACCGACAGAAAAUGCUCGAUAAAGGCCUCCGAGUGGAAGACGUUGCGCAGCGCAUCAAGGAGGAGUACAGGAAAGACGUGGCGGUCAUCUUCAGUGACAACAAUGCGGAAGAGAUGGUCAUCCGGAUACGCGUCAUCCGCCAAGACGACGAUAAGGACGAGGACGGUAAUAAGAUCAUUGAGGAUGAUGUGAUGCUCAAGCGACUCGAGAAGCAUCUCCUCGACCACUGCACUCUGCGCGGCGUCGUCGGUAUCGAGCGUGCCUUCUUGAACAAGGGCACCAAGCUGGUCGAGAGGGCGGAUGGAUCGCAGGUGGCCAACAAGGAUGCUCCGGAAUGCAUGGAGUGGUACCUCGAUACGCAGGGCACGGCCUUGAGGGAGGUCCUGACCAUCGAGGGGGUCGACACGAAGCGAACGUCAACAAACGAUCUGUAUCAGAUUGUGGACGUGUUCGGUAUCGAGGCAGCUCGGGCGGCUCUGCUGCAGGAGUUGACCCAGGUGCUCGCUUUCGACGGUUCGUAUGUCAACCAUCGGCACUUGGCGCUUCUGGUCGACGUCAUGACCUACCGUGGCAGCAUCGCCGCCGUGACGCGCCACGGCAUCAACCGCGCUGACACGGGUGCUCUGAUGCGCUGCUCGUUCGAAGAGACGGUCGAGAUUCUGCUCGAGGCUGCUGCCGUCGGUGAGCUGGAUGACUGCCGGGGCAUUUCGGAGAACGUCAUGCUGGGCCAGAUGGCGCCCAUGGGGACCGGUCACUUCGAUGUUCUUCUCGAUCCCAAGAUGUUGGAGACGGUCAUUUCGGACAACUCGCGCAUGGGCUUGAUGCCUGGCAUGACCAUCAAGGGAUCCCAGCUUGAGGGCGCAGCAACCCCCUACGAUACUGGCUCGCCGAUGGCGGACAACGGCUAUCUGGGCAGCUACUCGCCGACCAUGGGUAACUUCUCGCCCAUACAGGGCGGAGGAUCGGACAGCCCGAGCGGUUUCGGGACCGAGUACGGGGGCGGCUUCGGCUCGAGCACCGUCAACCCUUACUCGACGAGCCCGCGCGCGACCAGCCCCUUCUCCACGUCACCCACUUCGCCGUUUGGCUAUGGCGGGUACUCGCCUUCGUCACCAGCUGGUUACUCGCCCACUUCGCCCCUCAUCGACGCUGGAGGCCGUUACGCAUCGAGCCCGCAGUUCAGCCCCUCGUCUCCAUCGUUCUCACCAACGUCACCGAUGCUGCGGCCUGGCAGCCCGACCAGCCCGAACUACAGCCCGACGUCGCCCAGCUACUCUCCGGCGUCGCCCGCAGCGACCAGGCAUUACUCCCCGACGUCGCCGGCGCAGUUCAACUCGCCGACGUCUCCGUCGUACUCUCCAACGAGUCCGAGCUACAGCCCGGCGUCACCCAAUCUGCAUGCCACCUCGCCGUCAUACUCGCCGGCGUCGCCCACUUGGUCUCCUACAUCUCCGGAUGCCUACUCACCGACGAGCCCGUCGUUCCAGCGGUCCCCGGGCCAGCAGAUGUCGCCGACCAGCCCUGGCUACUCGCCCACGUCGCCCUCAUUUUCACCAAGGACUCCGGGCCGCGGCCCUGCCGGAGGCAAUGGUGACCAGUACUCACCCACUUCUCCGACCAACGACUGAUCCGGUUCCUUGUGAGUCACGGGCGACUCUCGUUGCAUGCAGGGUGCUGGCUGCUCUGCAUGGAUGCCACGGGAUCUCCCGGGGCAUCCGCAGGUUGUUAUUGGGGGUAUAUAUUUGGACCGAGCUGCCUAUUUCUGCCCCAUUUCCUUAU
Messenger RNA from Thermothielavioides terrestris NRRL 8126, 5592 nucleotides. RefSeq lists its product as uncharacterized. The record is from RefSeq and is a predicted model, not a curated record. Gene Ontology annotation, molecular function: DNA binding. Bases 186 to 5441 code for a protein of 1751 amino acids. NCBI's taxonomy places the organism in Eukaryota, Fungi, Ascomycota, Sordariomycetes, Sordariales, Chaetomiaceae. The transcript is spliced from 3 exons. Gene Ontology annotation, cellular component: RNA polymerase II, core complex. Gene Ontology annotation, biological process: transcription by RNA polymerase II.